UGUUUAAGAGAGUGAAAUAGUAGAAUAGAAAGACAGAGACAGAAGAAAAGGAAACCAUAAAUUCAUCUGACCAGCGGAGGAGACGACGAUGUGUCUCGUCUCAGGGACCUGCUGCUGCCUUCACUGACCAACACUGAUCAGUCAUAUUGUGGUCAUGGCGGUGGAGAUGCUGUGGACCUUAUUCAUCCUGCCCCUGUGUUCGGCCCAUGCAGCUCGCUCCCAGAACGAGUCUCAGGGACUUUCCUGUGUGAACGACUUUGUCAACAAUGUCAGCUGCACGUGGAACAGCACCGCUGUGGCUCCUGGUCUGGACUGUUGGAUCCACGGUGUCAAGAAAAUCUGGAAGUUCGAGAGCAACAGAAGAGUUCCCAAACUAAUCGACCAAAGCUGCAAGCUGAAACAACAGGGAGCCUCUCCUCCAGGCUGCAGCUUCGUCUUCGAAAAUCAAGAAUUUGACUUUUAUGAAGUCAUGCCCAACAUCAGCGUGAAGUGUGACGGCAAGUUGUUGGAGAUCCUCACCGACUAUGACCCGUGUGAACACAUCAAAUUGAAUCCUCCAGGUGUUCCCAAUGUCAGGAGCACUGCUAAUGAGACCUGGUUAUCAUGGAGUCCAGGCAGUCCUCUCUCUGACUAUAUCGUAACCUUUGAUUUCCAAAUUCAGAUCAAACUACAGAAACAGACAUGGAAGGAGGCCAGUACUUUGUUUACACAAGCCAAAGGCCUAAGAAUACCUGCUUGGCAGCUAAAGGGGCACAGCCAGGUGAGGGUGAGAGUCAAGUCCAGUGGCGAGCACUGCGACAGCCACUGGAGCAACUGGAGUCCAACAACAUCUUGGAUGGGAGCGCCAGAUGUGGCGUCACAGGAUCAAGGUUGGUUUCUGGAUCACACAUCGCUGGUGGUGCAGGGAGUGGUGCUGAGCAUGGGGCUCUUUGUUGUAGUGCUGCUCUUUUACAUGAGUUGCCUGUGCAGGCGGCGUCUGAAGGAGAAGCAAGUACCAAACCCGUCUAAAUACUUCCCCACGCUCCACCCUGUCCACGGAGGGAAUCUAAAGAAAUGGCUGAAUCCUCUGUCGGCCUCUGAAUCGUUCUUCACAGCUCAGCCGUGCGACCACAUCUCCCAGGUGGAGGUGUGUGAAAGCUGGGAUGUGGUGCCUUCCACCUCUCCCUCCACCAGCUCCACCUGCGCUCUGCUUCACUCCCGGAGCUACCCCACCGCUGGCUCUGACACUAGCGGGGUUGUCGAUAAUUCCUCCUCCUCCUCAUCCUGCUUCUCUAACAUGGGCUAUUUCAUGUCCAACGCCUCCAGCGGCUUGGCUCGAACUGACCCCGGUCCUGCCUACUUCACCUAUCAGGAUGAUUUCCACAAUCUGCACGACAACCUCCACUUCUCCCUCUGCCCCUCCUUCACCGCCCUCCGAGCCUACGAGAGCCUGAAGAGGGAGCCGCAGAGCCCAGACUCCGGCUUCGGCAUCGGACAGGAAGACGAAGAGGGCAAGGAAGAUGAGAAGGGCGUGCGUUUAGAGGAGGGGUCAGACGACCACCAGAGCUCACCCCUUCUUAUCCUCCCUCUGCAUCUUUCUUCCUGGGCGUGCCCUCCUUCCUCCGCUCCACCCCCUCCUCAUCCUCCCAGUCUAACUCAGAUACGCUCUGACAGCCAGGAGGUGGACGAUGAACCUGAGGAGGCUGCUGGUGAAAGCUACACGGCCUGGCCCGUGGCUGGUUCCAUGUGCAGGUCUUCCUCGAUGCCCGUUGAGCCCUGUAAGACGGGCUACCUCACCCUCAAAGAACUACAGACCACAUUCAGCAAUAAAUCCAUCUGAAAACGUCCGUGACAACAUUUGAAAUUUAAUCUGUGUUUACAUCACGAAGCAAACCUGACAGAUUGAUGUGUGUUGCAGUUUGAUUUGGAGCAUAUUGGGAGGGUUCUCUGCAUUUAUAUAUAUAUUUCACUAGGAGGCAGCAGAACAAGCUGACGAAGUUGUUAUGGUUAACUCGUUAGCAGGUGGGGUUGUGUUUCUGGUCACCUGGUGAAUGCAAGUCCAAUAUUCACAACCCUUUCAGCUCUGUUUUGGUCUCACUAACUCCUGAGGGAAACAUCUGGCUCUUUAGCUGCUAAAUUCUCCACUGUGUUCAGAAGCUAAGUCACUAACUUGGUGGUGUUGGACAUGUAGCGUACGGUGGGUUAAACAAGCUUCAUAAGAGCGUUGAGCCAAAACAGUAAAAAGUCGUGAGCCAGAAAACCAAAACAAGCUGAAAGAGGCUGAAAAAACUACGUAUGACCUGAACAUUUCACAUCACAUGUUAUCCUUUGAUUCCCUGCAUCUACACAAACUUAGAUUUUUAAUAAUCAGAUAAUCAGAUACUGUAGCUUGCUACAAAGUGCUACUUAGGUUGCAUUAAUAAAAAACAAACAAACAAACAAACAAAAAACGUAGAUAGCAUUACUUCAGCACUGUCACUGUUCAGACACAACCACUGAAGGGUCUUUUGCUGUGAUUAUUGCUGAAAUCAAUAGAGUUAUGGUGCAGGAAUGUGUCACGAUGAGAUCAGAUAAGAUAUACAUGUAAAACAUCAACGGACUGUGUGACACAGCGCAGUUAAAGAACAACCCAACCUUUCAGAAACACACCGGAAAGAUUUAAAGCUGAAGUAUUUUUGAAUGAUUAAUUCUUCAGUUUCAGUCAGCUUUGUUUGGCAUUAGUGUUAAAAAAUAUAUGUAAUAAAAUUGCAGAGUAUGAAAGUGCCAUCAGUUAUUAAUGAUACCAUCUUAAAAAUACUUAUUACUUUAACCUGUAUCCUACAAAGACAUGUGCUGUGAGAGCUCUUUCAAACUACUAAUAAAAAUCUUUAUUCCUGCAGGCAGAUCUAGGAUUUUGAGAGCAGUGGGACGGGAGUCAGAAGUGCUUUGAUUAUAUGAAUAUAGUAAUAAAUUACUUUUAAUAGACAUGUAAUCUACUACUUACUUUAGAGAGAAGACAUUAUAGUAUAUGACAUCUGUUAUCGCUUGUGCUCUGAGCUGAUGUUUAACUCUAUAGCAAUAGUUAAGCAUUAAACUGAUUGAUUUUUUUUUACUUACAUUGAUUUACCAUCAAAGGAAAGGCAGCUGGUUUGCCACUGAUGUUUUUGUAAGUCAUUUGUUGUCAUUUGUUUGAACCUCAUGCAAGAAAUCAAAUCAUUAAUCAUCAGUUUAUCAUUAUUUCAGAAGCAGAUCCACUCCACAGUAAUAACUGCACCCGGUAAACUUUUGCUAUCCACAGUGAAAAAGUCUCUUAACACAUUAAGGACCAUGUUUAUUAAAUGACUGCUUAUUCUACAUUCAUGUAAAUCAAUGAGGUCAGUGAUAAAUGUUGCUAAUCUUUGCUGCUCCACACACGCAGUAUAUUUCCGUUGCACUCAGUGACAUCUGUGCAGAGACCAAGCAAAAUAAAAGCUCUGGUAGAAA
Messenger RNA from Seriola dumerili (greater amberjack), 3441 nucleotides. It is a transcript of the gene il2rb, whose product is annotated as interleukin-2 receptor subunit beta-like. Gene Ontology annotation, molecular function: cytokine receptor activity; protein binding. Lineage: Eukaryota; Metazoa; Chordata; Actinopteri; Carangiformes; Carangidae. The transcript is spliced from 10 exons. Gene Ontology annotation, biological process: cytokine-mediated signaling pathway; immunoglobulin mediated immune response. The record is from RefSeq and is a predicted model, not a curated record. Bases 155 to 1819 code for a protein of 554 amino acids. Gene Ontology annotation, cellular component: external side of plasma membrane.